Peniophora sp. CBMAI 1063 is the source of this 1512-nucleotide messenger RNA. NCBI's taxonomy places the organism in Eukaryota, Fungi, Basidiomycota, Agaricomycetes, Russulales, Peniophoraceae. The record is from the annotation of a GenBank genome assembly.
AUGCCCAAUCCAGAUGAUGACUUGCUCAGGCGCCUCCUCGUGCACAAUCGCGAAGCCAGAGACGAGGCCAAACGUAUACUGGUGCAAGCGCGUUCGGCCACCGGACCUGGAACGGGUUAUGAUAUAUCGGACGGCAAGACUGGUUUAGCAGCCAUCUGCGCGUAUCUCGCGACCGUAAAGACUGGUUAUGAUGAUCUUGACUUGACGACAGCCCAGAAAGCUUCGUGUCUGGAGCCUAAGAUCUUCAAGCGUACACUGGAGACUGUCAAGAACGCUCUCGAGGCCAAGCGCGCGCCCAGUCUAUCUCGCAACAAUAGCAACACACGCUCAUGGAGAGAUGGCCGCUCCCGCGAGCAGCGUACGCUUCGUGAUUCGUUUCUGCCCAUCAUCGAGAAACAUCGGCUUGGGCGGCCUAAGUUGGUCGCCACUUGGAUGCAAUGGACGUAUUCCAGCAUGAAGGAACAUCUGGAGGCCGAGAUGAUCCAAGCGUCGGAUCAGGACCUCAGAAUCGCAGCGUACCAAUAUGUCGCAGGGAUCUUGAAGAAACCGGCGAAGUCAGAGCCACUCUGCGCCGAAUACAAAGUCUUACAUCAUCGGCACAUGGAUCUCCUCGCGAUGGCAAAGCGUUGCUGCAAGGAUGUUACUCGCGAAAUCCAACAUUCCAUUGAAGAGCUCUCCCAGAAAGUCAAAACAGCACCUUCACGUUCAUCUGCGCGUCUCUCACCGUCCAAGUCGACAUCUACCGUUGCAAACAAUACCGCUCCGGAAGUUGCGCGACCUGUCUCACCUAACAAGUCCUCAAUGCGCGCACCAGGCACAACACGCCCGCUUAAACGCGCCGUCUCGUUUCACGAGGAUGCUCCUGAAGACACGCCCUCCAAACCUAAACGGUUGCGCACAUCUUCUCCCUACAAGACCCCCUUCACGCCGACUGCCGACGAGUUAUACAAGGAUGUCCCGAAAACGCCCGCGCCUGCCGUUCUACAACCUAGAUACACACGUCAAGCCUCUGAUUCCCAUAGCGACGACGCGCGUUCGGAUGCUGGCAGGUCGGACCUUGGGUCGGGAUCUGAGGUUGAAAGGGAACUACAGGAUAUUCCUGCUUCAUCGGACUCUGAGGAGCACGAACCUCAGGCUAUACCCUAUCGCGAAUCGAGUCCCGGCAUGUCCCUAUUUCGGACACCGCGCAAGGACGGGGGAGAUGGACAAGCCCAUCGUACGCCAUAUGCCAAGAAACCGCCGCCAGAGCUCCUACAACGCUCUUCCCCAAGCUCUUUGGACUUCGACGGACCCGAGCCAGAUGGCGAUGAAGAAGCUGUUGAGCCGGAAGACGAACCUGAGGCUGAGGACGAACUCCUUCCUCCUGUCCGCCGAUUCCGACCUGUCCUUCUUGACCGGGCACAAUGGUCGGAGCGAGCGCCAAAGCUGACGGCGGAAUGGGCUCGAGCCAAACAAGAUUUCAAGGCUUGGACGGCGAAAUAUGGACGGCCGUUUGAGAGCCUGCGUGCAUGA